AUUUCUCGUAUGACUUAUUUUAUUUAUUAGGCAAAUUAUUUCAACAGAUAUGAUAUAGCUUUAACAGGAUUUUAUAAACGGUUUAUGAGACAUUACAGUGAAGAAAUCAAUCAUGCCGACGGUUUGAUACACUUCAUUCAACAAAGAGGAGGGCAAGUGGUACUUUAUGACAUAGAAAAACCACCAAAUAAAUGGUCAGACGUAGAAAAUAUUGUAAAAACAGCAUUUGAACUAGAAAAAGAUAAUUAUAAUGCACUAUUUAAAAUUAACAAUCUAGCUAAUGAACAUUGUGAUGUUUCAACAAGUGAAUUUAUAGAAUCAGUUUAUCUAACAGAACAGCUUAAAGACCAAAAAGACUUGGCUGAUUUACUCACGAAAGUGAAAUAUGCAUUAGAAUCAAAAACUAUACAUUUGCUCGACUACAAUAUCGAACAAGCAGAAACCGAACAGUCAAAAUAUAAUUCUAAGAUGAAAACUUAAUAAUUCACAGUAUAUAGAGUGUUCAGUAAGUAAGGAAACAGGCCAGUUGUUACAAACAAUGAGAACAAUUAAAUUCCGUUUCCUUACUUACUAAAAACUAUAUACUAUUGAUUUAAAUUAUUAACAACAGUUUCUGAAC
Messenger RNA from Daktulosphaira vitifoliae (grape phylloxera), 619 nucleotides. Its product is annotated as ferritin, middle subunit-like. Gene Ontology annotation, biological process: intracellular iron ion homeostasis; iron ion transport. Gene Ontology annotation, cellular component: cytoplasm. Gene Ontology annotation, molecular function: ferrous iron binding; ferric iron binding. The transcript has 2 exons. The record is from RefSeq and is a predicted model, not a curated record. The coding region runs from base 85 to 480 and encodes 131 amino acids. Lineage: Eukaryota; Metazoa; Arthropoda; Insecta; Hemiptera; Phylloxeridae.